CCCGGGCUCUUUCCCCCGAGCCACGCUGCUUCUCUAUAAGGAAGAAGCUCCUCCCUCGGCUCCCCCCCCGAAGAGGCGCCUCCGGGGAGACCGAGGCGUGCCGCCAGAGCCGAGGCCGGAGGAGGAGGAAGCGAGCGGGGUCGGAGGGGGGCCCUCUCCCAAAUGUAAGCGAUGGCUGCGGCUCUGUGCCCCCAGGCUCCGGCUCCCCAAGAGCAGGAAGGGUUCCUAGUGGUGAAGCUGGAAGAGGAGUCCCCUUGGGGACGAGAAUCUCCUCCCCCGCGAGGGAACGAGCCCUGCCCCGAGGCUUCCCGCCAGCGCUUCCGGCAGUUCCGCUACCAGGAGGCGGCCGGACCCCACGAGGCUUUCAGUCAACUGUGGGAGCUCUGCUGUCGAUGGCUGAGACCGGAGCUGCGCAUGAAGGAGCAGAUCCUGGAGCUGCUGGUGCUGGAGCAGUUCCUGAACAUCCUGCCCAAGGACGUCCAGACGUGGGUGCAGGGCCAGCGUCCGGAGAGCGGGGAGGAGGCGGUGGCUCUGGUGGAGGAUUGGCAGACAGAGCCCGGGAGAGCGGGACAGCGGAGAAAGGAAGUGUUCAUCAAGAAGAUGGUGCCCCGGGGAGCCAGGCCAGAGUCACAGAGCUUCCAGCUCGAGCCGGCAGAGCCCCAGUCGGGGGAGGACUUCCAGAAGCUAGGGGCGUGGAGUCCAACGCAGGGUCCCGGGACCAACGCGGUGCGGGAGCAAAAAAUCAGAGGUCCAGAAAUGAUUUUCUUCAAGACGUCUCCCGUCCUAAAACAGCCCAACUGGGAGCCGGGAAAGGAAAUGUGGAAGCUGGAGUUCCAGGCUUUGGGGAAGAGAGGAACCCCAAGAGCCCUUGACCUAGGGGAAGAUCAAGGGGAGACCAGGGGCAGCCAUCUGCAAGGAAAGAGGUUGAAAAGCUGGAGAGAGGCAGGAGCAGUGGGAUGUGAGGAUAUGAAGGUUUCGGGUGUGCACUGGGGCUAUGAGGAAACCAAGACGUUCCUGGCAAUCCGCGAGGCACCGUUCUCCGAGAAGCUCCGGACCUGCCACCAAAACCGCCAUCUGUACCGGGCCAUAGCGGAGCGGCUGCGGGAGCACGGCUUCCUCCGGACGCUGGAGCAGUGUCGGUACCGAGUCAAAAACCUCCUGAGGAGCUACCGGAAGGCCAAGAGCAGCCACCCGCCGGCCUGUCCCUUCUACGAGGAGCUGGACGCCCUGGUGAGGGCCCGGGGUGAGGGCAGCCGACGGCCUGGAGAGUCCCUGUACCUUUCCAGGUCCGGCGGUGACGUAGAUGCCGACCCAGAAGACCAGGAGCAAAGUGGAUGGGAAAAUGAGGUAGAGGAGGCCGUGGCUUUCGAGGACUGUAACGGUGACGACUUGGUCGUCGAAGAGUUGACGCAGGAGUCGGAGGUGUGAGCCCCGGCCCUGUUCCAAAAUCGCGUCGCAGGUGUGCACUGGGGCUAUGAGGAAACCAAGACUUUCCUUGGCAUCCUGGGCGAGGCCCCGUUCUCCGAGAAGCUCCGGACCUGUCACCAAACAGCCAGGGUGUACCGGGCCAUAGCGGAGCGGCUGCGGGCUCACGGCUUCCUCCGGACGCUGGAGCAGUGCCGCUACAGGUUCAAAAACCUCCUGAGGAGCUACCGGAAGGCUAAGAGCAGCCACCCCCCGGGGACCUGCCCCUUCUACGAGGAGCUGGACGCCCUGUGAGGGCCCGGGUCGGGUGAAGGCAGCCGACGCCUGGAGAGUUCUCGUAUCUCCCCGGCCGGGGGGAGCAACGCCGAGGGCGAAGACCAGGAGCAGGCAGGCUGGGAAGGCGAGGAAGCCGGGCAGGAGGCCGUCGCAGACGAGAAUGACGACGAACCGGGCAUCGAGGCACCGAUUCAGCACCUUGAGAACCCCGAAGCCCCAGCCCUCUUCCAGAGCCACAGCGGUUUCUGAGAUCCAGAGCGAGAACGAGGAGCAGAAUCUGGACCGGGAAACAUCUGAGGAAGCGGUCCUGCCUCGGGCCCUUAUUAGAAAACUCCAAAGACGGUGUUUUCCCAGGUCCUCUCCUGGAGAAAGACUGCCGAGGACGAAUGCGAGUUAGAACCACCACUGGCAGGUUUCCCCGGAGAGACGGUGGGGGAAAGCCACCCUCGAAGAGGGCUUAGGGGAAACUCAUAGACCAGCAGGGACUCUACCUGGUGGUCGACCAAACCCUAUAAAUGUGGGGAGUGCGUGAAGAGCUUUAGCCGAGCUCCCAUUUCAUCGCCCACCAAAGAAUCCACACGGGGGAGAAAACCCUAUAAAUGGCUUAGAAUUGUGGGGAAAAGCUUCAGUGAUCCGCUCGAACCUUCAAUACCCACCAGAGGAUCCACACGGGAGAGAA
Ornithorhynchus anatinus (platypus) is the source of this 2380-nucleotide messenger RNA. RefSeq names its product zinc finger and SCAN domain-containing protein 20. NCBI's taxonomy places the organism in Eukaryota, Metazoa, Chordata, Mammalia, Monotremata, Ornithorhynchidae. The record is from RefSeq and is a predicted model, not a curated record.